Molecule: messenger RNA, 1122 nt
Organism: Symphalangus syndactylus (siamang)
Lineage: Eukaryota; Metazoa; Chordata; Mammalia; Primates; Hylobatidae
Product: melanoma-associated antigen C2-like
Biological process (GO): negative regulation of transcription by RNA polymerase II
Cellular component (GO): nucleus
Source: RefSeq, a predicted model, not a curated record
AUGCCUCUCUUUCCAAGCGUUCCGUUCCCCAACUUUGCGGAAGAUUCCCAGUACCCAGUUGUGAUAGAGGAUUGGAUAGAUGCACAGGAUCCCACAGAUGAGGAAGAGGAGGAAGCCUCCAUUUCCUCUUCUACUUUCUACUUACUACUUUCCUCCUCUUCCUCCUCCUCAUCCUCUUCUCUGAUUCUUGGUGGCUUUGAGGAGGAGGAGGUGCACUCUGCUGGGAUGUCAAGUCUUCUCCAGAGCACUCCCAAGAGUCCUCCACAGGGUCCUUCCCAGCGUCCUCCCCAGAAUCCUCUGAGCUCCUGCUCUUCCUCUGUUUCAUGGAGCCCAAUGAAUGAAGAGUCCAGCAGUCACAAAGAGGAGGAUGCAAGUACCUGUCCUGGCCUGCCAGACAGUGAGUUCUUUCUCACAGAUACACUAGAUGAAAAGGUGGCCGAGUCAGUGGAGUUCCUGCUCCUCAAAUACCAAACAAAGGAGCCUAUAACGGAGUCAGAGAUGCUGACGAUUGUCAUCACCAAGUACAAAGACUACUUUCCUGUGAUACUCGAGAAAGCCUGUGAGUUCAUAGAGCUUCUUUAUGGCCUUUCCCUGAUAGAAGUGGGCCCUGACCACUUCUAUGUGUUUGCAAACACAGUAGACCUCGCCGAUGAGGGUAGUGAUGACAAGGGCAGGCCUGAGAACUGCCUCCUGAUUCUUAUUCUGAGUGUGAUCUUCAUAAAGGGCAGCUGUGCCGAGGAGGUCAUCUGGGAAGUGCUGAAGGCAAUAGGGGUGUAUGCUGGAAGGGAGCACUUCGUCUAUGGGGAGCCCAGGGAGCUCCUCAUUAAAGUUUGGGUGCAGGAACAUUACCUGGAGUAUCGGAAGGUGCCCAACAGUUCUCCUCCACGUUAUGAAUUCCUGUGGGGUCCGAGAGCCCAUUCAGAAAGCACCAAGCAGAAAGUACUAGAGUUUUUGGCCAAGCUAUACAAUAGUAUCCCUAUUUCCUUUCCAUCCUGGUACAAGGAUGCUUUGAAAGAUGUGGAAGAGAGAGCCCAGGCCAUAAUCUCCACCACAGAUGAUGCCACUGCCAUGCCCAAUGCAAGCUUCAGUUUCAUGUCCAGCAACUUCUCCUGUCCUGAAUGA